CGAGAACCAGCGUCUUUCUCGAAGCCGGGCACUGGAGCAUUAUUCAGCCUGGUGACAGAGAUGAAAAUAGAUGUAGGAGGUUGUGCAGUGGGCAGCCAGUGUGAUGGACCAUACAACAGGAAUAGAAAAGAAAGCUCAGGCAGAGGAGCGAGUGAGGAGGAUCUCCUCAGAGCUGCACUGUGAGAUUUUGGACCUGAGUGGUGGAGAGAAUAUCACAGAGCUGUGCAAAAGGAAAAAGAAGAUCAAGAAAACAUAUUCGCCCAGGGUGUCUGUGGAAAUCCCUGUGACGGGGCCCAUGGAUACUGCAGAAUUCAUGAACGCAGCAAGUCAAGGCAAACUGACUGUAAUAGACAAGUAUCUGGUUGAUGGUGGGAACCCAAAUGUCCAUGAUGAGUUGAAGAGGACAGCGCUGCACCGGGCCUCUCUGGACGGACACACGGCAGUUGUCCAAACGCUUUUAGAAAAAGGAGCCGAUAUCAACUUUAAAGAUCAACUGGGCUCCAGGGCCAUACAUUGGGCCUGCAGAGGGGGAAGCCUGGGAGUUGUCAAAGCCCUGCAGAGCCACGGGGCUGACCUGAAUGUUAGGGAUAAGCUGUACAGCACUCCUCUGCAUGUGGCCACUAGAACGGGCCACACAGCCAUCGUGGAGUACCUCCUGGCCUGUGGUGCCAAAAUCAACUCCAGGGACAGGGAAGGGGACACAGCCCUGCAUGAUGCCGUGCGUCUCAACAGAUACAAGAUAGUGAAGCUGCUCAUAGCUGCAGGGCCUGACACGAAAAUAAAAAAUCAUGAGGGAGUAACCGCAGUACAGCAGGUAAAACAAUGGCAGUCUGACAUCAUGGAGACCCUGCAGAGCCUGGAGAAGCCGAGGGAGGUGGGACCUGAAAACACCUUGAGAGAGGAGUGAACAGCAUGUAUAUCUACUCAGUAUAUUCUCUAUGACUUCUCUUUUUAUCACUUUCUGUCUCAGGUUCAAAACACAUUCUGUAAUUCUGCUGUAGGUCUGUGUACAUCAUGUCUGAGACUGAGUGUACGUAUGUGACAAAAUCAGCUUUUCCAGGGCAUGGCGUUAAAACCUCUGAGAUUAGUCUGAACUCUGACACUGGUAAAUGUCAACUUGGGUGUGAAGGAUUCAAAAUGAUCUGCUUAUCUUGAAUAUGGAGACAAAAACAUCUGAAUGAGGAAGCAAAGCUGAAUUUUUAUCAAAACCUUACUGCCAAGUUUUGGCUUUUGAUGUUCACAUCUAAAGCGCUUCAUGAUCUGAGGAGCACUCUCAUGGAUGUUUCAUAUCUGAUUUGUGAUGCCUUUGGAAGCUGAAUAAUAUUAAUAGAUAUAGUGCUGUGCAGAAGCUGUUUGAAUAUACAUCAAGAAGUCCUUGUUUUAUUGAGGCGGCAGACAAGGCCAGAGCACACAGUAGCACUGUGUUUGAGACGUCAGCUGACGAUAGCAGAGAUGGCUGGUAUGCCCCCACUAAAGUCAGGGAUUCGAGGGGAGCUCAGUGGGCAUAUUUUCCUUCUACCAUCAGUGGCUCAAAUGUUCCUGAGGGAGGUUGGUCAUUCACACUGGGGAAACCAACAGCUUGCUUCACUGCUUGUAAUGUAGUUGUUUGUGCAGUUAGUCAGUACACACACAGCCAUUCAUUACGUGAGCACAUUUUGUUCCACAAAUAUUGUGCCACUGCUGCAUUUUUCAUAAUGUGAAUGUAAAACGCUGUUUUGAAAAGCGUAGCUACUGUCUUCUGUUAAAAAAUUCAAUGUGUUCACUGUAGACAACUCGUCAGAUACAUUAUCAGCCACACACAG
Molecule: messenger RNA, 1802 nt
Organism: Epinephelus moara (kelp grouper)
Lineage: Eukaryota; Metazoa; Chordata; Actinopteri; Perciformes; Serranidae
Gene: ankrd2
Product: ankyrin repeat domain 2 (stretch responsive muscle)
Exons: 9
Coding region: 104-907 (267 amino acids)
Molecular function (GO): protein binding
Source: RefSeq, a predicted model, not a curated record